AUGGCCACCACCUUUUUGAUUUUGCCAAGCCCCGCUCCCCUUUCGACUGCAACCUCUUCGCGCCCGCACCCCGGACGUGAGGAAAUGCGGCACCCUCGACCCUUUUGCUGGAAACGGGGAGAAGCUUCCCCACUUUUACACGAAGCCGGUGCCGCGACGGCAUUUGCCGGAGAGGGGCCGGGAAGCGAGGCGUCUGGGGGCCUGAGGAUCCGGCGAUGGGCUGCGCGCCGCCGGCCGGGGGCGCCCCGGCGUGUUGGACGGUACUGGAGGGAUCCGGACUUCCUAGCCCUCCCCAGGGGCGGGGACGCUCGCCUUCCUCCUCCGCACCCGUGGUUGGGGGGGAGCCCAGCCACCGCCCCGGAACUACCGAGAGUUGAGCAGGAGGAGGCCGGGCCAGCGCGUUCUGGCGGCGAAGAUCGGAAGACGAGGCGGGAGGAGGAGGCGAAGGAGACGGCGAGCGCCCGGACGAGACCUCCUUGGCGCGUCCUCUGGGGACCCCAUCAAGGGCACCUGCUUGCAGAGGUGCGCGCCGGUCCCUUGCAGGAGCCAGGCUGGGGCUGCUCUCUGCAGGGCGCCUUCUUUUCCCGGAGGAGGCGGGCGGCGUGGUUCAUCCGGGCCGCCGUCCCUUUCCACUCUCCCGCGGCGGGUAUGUCUCCACCCCUCGUUUGGGGACGAAGGGAGGCAGCCACAGUUUGGAGGGCAGAGGCUGAAAGCGAAGCAGGGGGGAGGAUCCAUCGUACCCCCGCAGGGAUCGACGGACGUGGGGGAGAACUGGGGGAUCUGCCGGCGGCGGGACGGUGCGCGGGAAGCUUUGCAAAAUCCUGCCAGAUCAGAGUAGCUGCAUGUCGUGUUCAAAGUUCCAGAGAGAGGAAUUUUGACUUUGGGACAAAAAGGGUUAAGCGGCUAAUUACUGGUUUCCGGAGUCAGGGGUGAUUUGGUUCCAUUUCGUAAUUUAUUUCUCCUUAUGAUAUCCGCUCCAAAAAAAGUUAUAUUUCAGGGAUAGCCUGAGAGCUGGGGUAUUUUUUUGGAGCUUGAGCAAGUGCAAAGUGCCUUGUGGUUUUACUUCACCAUCUUUAAAAUGUGGGAAGACAACCUUGCUGUGUUUGGAGGUCCUCUUGUUCAUUGGGGAAGGGCCUUAGCUCAAUGGCAGAGCAUCUGCUUUGCAUGCAGAAGGUUCCAAGCUCAAUCCUUGGCAUCUCAGGUGGGACUGGGAGAGACUGCCUGCCUGAAACUCUGGAGAGCUGCUACCAAUCAGUGUAGACAAUACUAAGCUGGAUGGACCAAGAGUCCAACUCAUUUUUAGGCAGCUCCGUGUUCCUGUUGUGCUCAGUGGAUCCCUGGACAUCUGCCUCGAAGUUCUGCCCUGGGUGUUAUAAACCAGGGGUUGAAAACUUCCUUCAGUCCAAGGGAUGCAUUUCCUUUCAAGCCACCGUUGGUAGGUGGAGCUACAGGCAAAAGUGGGCGGAGCAAUUGAUGUGAAUUUUUGCCUUUGUGAAGUAGGCUAGUAUCUACACCUAUUAACCCACCUGUCUCUAUCCUCCAUCCAGGCAAGCAAGAGCCAUUAUCAGAGUUCAAGGACGCAUUUCAGCCAAGCGCUGGCUCACACACUCAAGGAGGGUGUGAACAAAACCGGUGA
Messenger RNA from Podarcis lilfordi (Lilford's wall lizard), 1636 nucleotides. Lineage: Eukaryota; Metazoa; Chordata; Lepidosauria; Squamata; Lacertidae. The record is from the annotation of a GenBank genome assembly.